UAGACUUUUGUCAAUCGAAGUGUCACAAAUAGCAAUUCACUAACAGUGGUCUUAUCGUCCAAAGUCCUCAGCUCCAUUUCCUUUACAUUAGCGCUGGCAGUCGAACUUUCAAUAGCAACAUGAUCAUUCUUUGAAAUCGCGCAGUCGUUGCACACGACUCCAGUCACAUUUGGGGAGCUUGGAAAUGUCUUAGAGGUGAAGGUUCUAUGUCCUUGGUCGGAACUGAACGCCUCUGAAAAGUGCUGUUCUGAUACUUGA
Molecule: messenger RNA, 258 nt
Organism: Haemonchus placei
Lineage: Eukaryota; Metazoa; Nematoda; Chromadorea; Rhabditida; Trichostrongylidae
Source: the annotation of a GenBank genome assembly